This is a messenger RNA of Dacryopinax primogenitus, 1077 nucleotides long. RefSeq lists its product as uncharacterized. The record is from RefSeq and is a predicted model, not a curated record. Lineage: Eukaryota; Fungi; Basidiomycota; Dacrymycetes; Dacrymycetales; Dacrymycetaceae. The transcript has 4 exons. Bases 1 to 1077 code for a protein of 358 amino acids.
AUGUCAACGAAUUUGACAGUAUCCGUUGUACAGGUCGCGAUCAUCGCGCCCUCAACGCUUGCUUGGCUGGUUACCACAGUUCGAUUAAUUGACCGAAAGGUAUACCGACGACUAUGGUGGGAUGAGGCCUUUGCAGCGUUAUCUAUGAUAUCCUUGAUCUUGGUGUUUGCUGCAUAUUGGUCUCGUAAUGCGCCUGCGUUCCCCGAAUCGCGUUCUCUCCGUUUGGGAUUGUAUUUUGUCCUCGCGCUUGGGUUCCCCAGUGCGGUAUGGAUGGCACGAUAUUCCAUCCUCUUCACAGUAAUCCGGGUGGCACCGACUGAGAAUGCUCAGCGCUUACUAUUUGGCGUUGCCGCCGCGUUCGGAGUCUGUUAUGUGAUCCUCUUUGCCCAAGUCUUCUGGACAUGCUUGGCAAAUCCGGACGGUUGGAUGCAGGACGAUGUGAACACACAGUGCCCGCUGGGACGAGAAGUCGCCAUUGCACAAUUGAUCACCGAUAUAUUGAGCGACGUCACCCUCAUAUCGAUUCCCAUCUACUUGCUUCGACGCGCUUCUAUUCGCGAGGGCUCUCGGAUACGUUUGGUAGCGGUCUUCACAUCCUCCAUCUUCAUCUCUUUCGUGUCCUUGGUUCAUGCGGCUUUUAUUCUGGAAGACGAUCCUGUCAAGGAAGCACUACUCGCCUUCAUCGAAAUGUCCGUCUCUUUGCUUGUCUGCAAUAUUGCUGUUAUCGUAACGAUCGUCAUGCGUUACUUGAAACUGGCAUUAGAUCUGGACGACUAUAACCGACACGUCCCACGGCAGACGUUCACUACCUUCAACACAACUCGAUUGGGAGAACUCUUCCACUUCACCCGACUCAGAGAAGAGAUUGCUUUCCAAGAAAUGACGGUCGCGACUGCUGCUACCAAUGAUGCUACUGGGUCGAUCAGCCACAAGUCGGACGUGAUAUAUGCUGCAGGCACUUCUGCUCUUGAUCUCGAGGCUGCCAGCUCCGUCGCCUCUUAUCACGUCGUGAUUCUAUCCUCCGCACCAGCUGUGAUGAAUUUGGUAUCAAAGAAGUGGCAUAUCCAAAAGACGUGA